Leucoraja erinaceus (little skate) is the source of this 2367-nucleotide messenger RNA. RefSeq names its product F-box protein 31 (gene fbxo31). NCBI's taxonomy places the organism in Eukaryota, Metazoa, Chordata, Chondrichthyes, Rajiformes, Rajidae. The transcript has 10 exons. Gene Ontology annotation, molecular function: protein binding. Bases 7 to 1662 code for a protein of 551 amino acids. The record is from RefSeq and is a predicted model, not a curated record.
CUGGCGAUGAGGUCAGGCAGGCGGAGCGGGCGCGCUCCCGACCCCAGUGCGAUGGAGCGGAGAGCGGCGGCGGGAGGCCCCGGUCUCGGCCCUAGCCCCAACCACGACCCCGGACCCGCCUCAACCUCAGCCCCAGGCCGCUAUCCCGCGCCCGGCGCCGGGCCGCCCCGCAACGUACUGGACCUGCCGCCCGAGCUGUUGGUGGAGAUCUUCUGCCUCCUGCCCGGGAUGAGCCUGCCCGGCCUGGCCGCCUCCUGCACCAAGUUCCACCAGAUCCUCGCCACCGACACCAUCUGGCGGCGCCGCUGCCGCGCAGAAUACGGAGUUUCGGAAAAUCUGCGGAGGCUGGAGACAAUGGGAAUCGCCUGCCGGGACUUGUACGUCAAGCGUGUUAAUCCUCGGUUCCGGUCGAGAAGGUUUGUCAAGUUGUUUCCUGACACUGCGCAGGUGGAUUACCGGGAUGUGUACACACGCUUGCUGCAUCCCUACAGGAACAUCCUGGGCCUAUGGCAGCCGGACAUUGGCCCCUACGGGGGGCUGCUCAACGUGGUGGUGGACGGGUUGUUCAUCAUCGGCUGGAUGUACCUCCCUCCCCACGACCCCCGUGUCAAUGACUCCAUGCGCUGCAAACCCUUGUUCCGAAUUCACCUCUGGGAAAAGAACAAGGCGGAGGUGGAAUGUAUGUAUGGCCACAAGGGCUCUCACAAGGGAGACAUACAGAUUGUGAAGAAAGACGAGUUUUCAACCAAGUGCAAUCAGACGGAUUUCCACCGGAUGUCCGGGGGGAGACAGGAGGAAUUCCGGACGUGGCUGGCAGAGGAAUGGGGCCGGACCCUGGAGGAUAUUUUCCAUGAGCACAUGCAGGAGCUGAUCCUCAUGAAAUUCAUCUACACCAGUCAGUACGAUAACUGCCUGACGUACCGCAGGAUCUACCUGCCGCCCUCCAGCCCAGAGGACCUGAUACCUCCUGGCCUCUUCAAAGGGACGUACGGAAGCCACGGCCUGGAGAUUGUCAUGCUCAGUUUCCAUGGGACCCAUGUUAAAGUAACAAAGAUUACUGGAGACCCGAAUGUCCCUGCAGGACAGCUCACACUACACAUCGACAUGACGCGGCGGGUCCAUCUACCGGACAUCGAGCACUUGCACAACUUUGACAAACUCUCUCGGAUUGUGCUGGAGAUUCACCAGCAGGUGCAGUGUGACCAGCAGAACCAGGAGCACUGCCAAGCCAGCACCCAGCACUGUUUGGACAGCUCGCAGCCUGCGUGCAAUGGUGUACAGGAGCGACAGGAGCAGGGGGUCACUGCUGCAGGGGUGGACAUGCAGAUGGAUGCAGAGGGAGCGGCUGCAGGGGAGCCUGGAACUGCAGGGCUGCCCUUCGUGCUUCCUGUGGGGGUGAUGGCUCGCAACGAGGUCUAUCCAAGGACUUGUCGCGCCUGUUUCUAUGGUACUGGGCUGAUUGCAGGCCACGGCUUCACCAGCCCUGAGAGGACGCCUGGUCUCUUCAUCCUCUUCAAUGAGCAAUGCUUCGGCUUCAUCUGGCUGGACCUGAAAUCCUUCAGCCUCUACAGUCGAAUUGAAGACUCGCUGAAGAAUGCACAAGCCCCCAUCAGAGAAGCUUUUGAGUUGAUGCUGAAGAACAUGCAAUCAUGGACGUCCUGACUAAUGUCAGCCCUUAAGGAAUGAAGCAAUCUCAGCUGCAGGGCUGCACUUCCUCCUCACAACCACUGACGCAUGCACUCUGGGAAGGAUGGUUGGGGUUUGACAUUACUAGACCCAUAUCAUGCCUCCUGCUCACCUUGGCCCCUCUCCCUCUCACCUGAGCUACUACCCGAAGUAAUCUUGUUGCAAUGGUUUUGUAAUAGUUUCUUUUAGAGGCACUUAUGUGGGCAGAGCAGAGAAUGAAGCCCAGACAGGAGGAUAGGAAGUCUCCUACCUGUAUGUUGGCAUGGCUGCCGUCAAUGGUAGCCAAGGGCAACGACUGGAAGUAACUGUAACUUUGCGCACUAACGUUUGACACUACCCUGACCUUAAGGGAAUUAAUCUUUAAUUUUGUUGCAAAUUAUUGAACAUGUUUAGUUAUAUGGUGUUUAGAAUGGAGCAGAAAGAGGAGAAUGAUCAUAUUUGACAUCUAAGAACAUAGACUGUACUUGGGCACAAUCUCUCCCUAUACACCAGCCACACGAGGCAAUGAUGCAAUAUCAGGUAAUAAAGUAUUAUUUAAAUCUUAGUUUAUAUAGUUAAGAUUGAAAGAUUUUAAUAUUUAUGUUAAGAAAAUUUAUAAAAAUUCUGUUUAUUGUUUUUGUUUGAAAGAAUUAUUUAAGUUUUAUGAUCUGAGACUUAAUUAAACUGAACUUUUGGAAAGUG